Messenger RNA from Zootoca vivipara (common lizard), 966 nucleotides. RefSeq names its product olfactory receptor 51E2-like. The record is from RefSeq and is a predicted model, not a curated record. Gene Ontology annotation, cellular component: plasma membrane. Lineage: Eukaryota; Metazoa; Chordata; Lepidosauria; Squamata; Lacertidae. Gene Ontology annotation, molecular function: G protein-coupled receptor activity; olfactory receptor activity. Gene Ontology annotation, biological process: G protein-coupled receptor signaling pathway.
AUGUCAUUGUCCGUCACUAACAGAACUCAUAGUGACUCGUUCUCGUUCAUCUUGAUGGGCUUACCUGGCCUGGAAGGUGCCCACUUCUGGCUGGCCUUCCCCCUCUGCGCCAUGUACCUUGUGGCAGUGGUGGGCAACUGCACGGUGGUGCUUGUCGUGAAGGCGGAGCCAGCCCUCCACACGCCCAUGUACUUCUUCCUCUGCAUGCUGGCAGCCGUGGACCUGGCCCUCUCCACCUGCACCAUGCCCAAACUCCUGUCCCUCUUCUGGUUUGAUUCCAAGGAAAUUGGCUACAGGACCUGCCUCCUCCAGAUGUUCUUCAUCCACUCUCUGUCCGGAGUGGAGUCCACCAUCCUUCUGGCCAUGGCAGUGGAUCGUUACGUGGCCAUCUGCCACCCCCUGCAGCAUUCCUCCAUCCUCACCAACGCAGUGACGGCGAAAGUGGGAUUGGUGGCCGUGGUGAGAGGGGUCGCCUUCUUCCUUCCUCUGCCCUUUCUGAUCAGCCGCCUGCACUUCUGCGGCUCCACCAACCUCACCCAUUCCUAUUGCCUCCACCAAGAUGUCAUGCACCUGGCUUCGAGCAACAGCACCACACCCAAUGUUGUGUAUGGCUUGGCUGCCAUUCUCCUGGUGAUGGGUCUCGAUUCCCUGCUCAUCUUUGUCUCCUACGUGAUGAUUAUUAAGACUGUCCUGCAGCUGAAGUCAAAGGAGGAGCGCCUCCGGGCUUCUGGGACCUGUGUGGCCCAUGUGUGUGUUGUCUUGUCCUUCUACGUGCCCCUGAUUGGACUCUCCGUGGUGCACAGGUUUGGGAGAGACCUUCCUGUGCUGAUUCAAGUCACAAUGGGCAACGUCUACCUCUUGGUGCCCCCUGUGCUCAACCCCAUUGUCUAUGGAGCCAGGACCAAGGAGAUUCGGAAACGGGCAUUGAGGAUAAUGAGGAUAGGGAGGGAGGGAGGCUCUCAUUGA